UACCUGGGCUCUGCCCCGCUGCAGGAGCUGGACGACUUGAAGAGGUCGGGGUUCCGCUGCUUGAAGGACAUCGAGGUGGACGACACCAACGUUCUUCUGUGGAAGGCGCUCCUGCUGCCGGACAAUCCUCCGUACAACAAAGGCGCUUUCCGCAUCGAGAUCAGCUUCCCAGCCGAGUACCCCUUCAAGCCCCCCAAGGUCACCUUCAAAACAAAGAUCUACCACCCCAAUGUGGACGAGAAGGGGCAGGUCUGCCUGCCCAUCAUCAGCGCUGAGAACUGGAAACCCGCCACCAAGGCGGAUCAAGUGAUCCAGGCCCUGAUCGCACUGGUGCACGAGCCGGAGCCGGAACACCCCCUGCGUGCCGACCUGGCCGAGGAGUUCAGCCAGGACCCCAAGCGGUUCCUGCGCAACGCCGAGGAUCACACCCGCAAAUUCAGCGAGAAGCGGCCCUGCGAGUGACCCGCCUUUGCUCUGCAGCCCCUGCCUGCUCCUGGAGGGGGGGUGCAGCUUCCCUAGGUGGGGGUGGGGCCUCUGCACCCAGCGGGUGAGGUGUAGUGGGGUGGGCAGGACCAAGGUGGCUCCUCCAUCAUUGCUUGCCGUCAUGGCAGUGGGUCCCUUGGCGUUCUGGGGCAUGUGCCCCACCCCCUGCCUGGACUAAGGGGGUACCCAUCACCUCGCUGACACUGUUCUCACUUGGGGGGGGGGCCCUGAAGCCCAGGUGGGUGGGGCAUUGAAUUUGGGUGCAUGGGCUUUUCUGUUCCCUGCAUACACCACAAACCCCAUUGUCUCUGUCCAUCCUGGUUUGGUUUGUCACCUGGCACUUUCAAACCUCAGCUGCAAAGCCCAGGGGCAGCCCAGAGCUUUGUGGGGGAGGGCACGGCAGCCCCAAAUUGCCUUGCCUGCCCCCAGACCCAUACAGACUGGAAGAGACGACAGGGAUGUGAAUGGGGUGGGGGGUGAAAUGCUCCAUUGGGUCCAGCAGAGCAGGUGACCGGAGCUGCGUGCAGGGGUCAGGCUGGAGGACAAUUCUGGGUUGAAAUCAUGUGAUGACAAAUGUUUUUUAAAAUAGCCUUUUGGUGGGGGAGAUGAGAAAUAACCUCCUCUUUCUGGCCAAUAAAAACGGACCAUGAUUCCACCA
Molecule: messenger RNA, 1141 nt
Organism: Pelodiscus sinensis (Chinese soft-shelled turtle)
Lineage: Eukaryota; Metazoa; Chordata; Testudines; Trionychidae
Source: RefSeq, a predicted model, not a curated record